Molecule: messenger RNA, 6408 nt
Organism: Danaus plexippus (monarch butterfly)
Lineage: Eukaryota; Metazoa; Arthropoda; Insecta; Lepidoptera; Nymphalidae
Product: protein bric-a-brac 1-like
Exons: 8
Coding region: 208-2001 (597 amino acids)
Biological process (GO): regulation of transcription by RNA polymerase II
Cellular component (GO): nucleus
Molecular function (GO): RNA polymerase II cis-regulatory region sequence-specific DNA binding; DNA-binding transcription factor activity; protein binding
Source: RefSeq, a predicted model, not a curated record
ACCGAGGCGAGCCCUUCUACCCGUCUGUAGCGACGACCGUCGGAUGGAACCCGGAUUGCGCCGAUUCGCAAGGUUAGACGAAUAUUUGAAUGUGAGUGUUUGUGCGCCGCCCGCCGUCGAACCUGAGCGCCCUAGCGCAACCUCGCACUUCAGCCGUACGCGCACUCCGCACACCGUUAUUUUAUAGCGGCGGGAGCUAGCUCAGACAUGGGAAGUGAGCACUAUUGCCUGAGGUGGAACAAUCAUCAGAGCAACUUGCUCGGCGUUUUCAGCCAACUGUUGCACGACGAGAGCUUGGUGGACGUCACGCUCGCGUGUUCCGAAGGCGCCUCCAUAAGGGCUCAUAAGGUCGUUUUAUCAGCGUGUUCAUCCUACUUCCGUUCGCUGUUCGUGGACCAUCCCUCACGCCAUCCCAUAGUGAUCCUUAAAGACGUGGGUUUGGAGGAGCUCAGAACACUUGUCGACUUCAUGUACAAGGGUGAGGUCAACGUCCAAUACUGCCAACUACCUGCGCUCCUGAAAACUGCUGAGAGCCUGCAGGUCAAAGGAUUAGCUGAAAUGACGACGCUAAGUGCAGCGGGUAUUGAUACAAGAAACGUUCCAGAACCAAUGGAUGAAUGUCAACAGAGAGAUACAAGAGAAUGCGCUGAGUCGCAUGAGACGUUAGACGAUCAGGAAGAACGAAGAGAGGCAAAGGAAUUCCGUGAGCUACGUGAAAGGGAGUCCAAAGACAACAGGGAAAGCCAUAGAGAAAUUCGCGAUUCGCGAGAGUUGCGAGAGCACAGAGAAAGGGAACGAGACAGAGAAUCUCGAGAGUUGAUUCGGGAAAUAAGAGACCCCCGAGACCCUUGUAGGGAUCAUAGAGAAUUGCGCGAAGUAAAAGAUAGCAGAGAUCCUCGUGAUUUACGAGAUACUAGGGAUCCCAGAGAGCUCAGAGAUUCUCUUGACCCACGAGAGGCAACAGAAGCCUCUCCUCCCAGAAUAUCCCCAUUAUUAUCUGUACGACGAUUUAGGCCCGAUAUUUCAAUUGAUACACCAACUUUGACGCAUCCACCGAUACCUAAAGACGAGCCUCCUGACGAACCCAUACGUCCAACGUCACCGGAAGACGACACAAUAUCAAUAAGAUCAAAUGGAGCAAGUGAGAAUAUGGGUAUAAAUAUGACCAUAAACAGUCAUGGCAUGGGUCCAAGAUACUCUCCAGUUGAACAAAGGCUGAGUGUUUUGAACACCUUGCCACAUCCCGGCUUGACUCAUCCAUCCCACAGCUCGUUAUCCAGUCCAAGAAAUGAACCUAUAGCUGGACCAUCUGGUUUGCCGCCAGUACAACAAGUUCCUUUGUCACUAAAGAAAGAAGCGGAUUGGGAUAGGGGUAACGAUGAAAAGGUUGGGGAGACAGACUACCGUAUGCCACAUGAAUCGGAGUACGAAGGGUCCGGUAGGGGGAGAAUUGAGGAGGGGGAAAGGGCAUAUCCUUGCAUACAUUGUGGAGCAGCAUUCCCACACCAGAGCAAACUAACGAGGCACAUACUGACCACGCAUACCCUCGACACUCUAAAGUAUCGGGACGCCAUAUUGGGCCGGCCGUUGGGUUUGCCCAUGAUAGGACAAUUCAGUGAACCGACUUACAUGAUGCCCACUGAAGAAUCGCCCCUAGAUCUGGACAUCGGCCCAGUUGAGCCGGGCAACGUAGUGUUGUGCAAAUUCUGCGGCAAGAGUUUCCCUGAUGUAUCAUCGUUAAUAGCCCACUUACCGGUUCAUACGGGCGACCGACCUUUCAAAUGUGAAUUUUGUGGCAAGGCGUUCAAACUACGACAUCAUAUGAAAGACCACUGUAGAGUCCACACAGGCGAACGACCGUUUCGUUGUGUUCUAUGUGGUAAAACAUUCUCACGAUCAACUAUACUGAAAGCACACGAGAAAACUCACUAUCCCAAGUACGCGAGGAAAUUCCUCUCGCCGAGUCCCGUCGACACCGAGGAAGAGAGUCCACAUCAAUGAGUUUAGUGAAACGAUUUAGCCAAUGAUAUAUAUUGGACAGUCAAUGGUGCGAGUUGAACAAACGGACAAUAUAUUAGUUAAGAAUGUGAUUAAACGCCGCAACUGUGAUCUGAAUGAUAUGAAUAAAUAUUUGAUAUUUCACAUAUAGAUAAAUUGACUCACAAUAUUUAGUAUCGUUUCAAGCGUUUUUCUGUUCAUUUACCUCACUUUCUUAUUAACUUCUAAUUAGACGCUUUAUUUUAGAUGAGGGUAAGUGUGUUUUUUUUUUCGUAUAAUAACCUUUAAUUGGCGCAGCCAAAGAUCAAUAGUGAGUAAAUGCGAAAUCAAAAUUAAGACAUUCUAGAUCUCAUAUUGCUUUGCUUUUAAUUUUAUAUAGUAAGCUUGUUAAGAACUCUUAAAAAAAAUAUUAUAAUCUAAGUUUAAAAUUAAAAUAAUUCAUAUUGAUUUGGUGUUGUCAUAAUCGUUAGAGAUUUGCAAAAAAAUAUUAUAGUGAUUUCAUUAAAAAAAAAAAUUAUUUUAUAAAACACGUUUAAAUCUUUUUGAUUGCGAGUGCUUUGACGUUUAGAGUAUCGGUGCACUCGGUAUUUGUAUGUAUGGAUUAGAUAUUUGAGGUAUUUAGAGAUUCCUGAGUAACGCACGCUCCCCGCGAAUGAUAAAUACAAUUCAAGUCAAACAAAAGCAAUAUUACGACAUAUAAAAAUGUAAAUAAAUAUAGUUUGAUACUUAAUAUCGGAAUUUUAGGAAAUUUAUUAGAAUGUAAAUGCUUUAGUAGCUCGUUUAUGGGUCAUGGGGUCUGGAUGUGUGAUCGAGGGAAUCAAAGCUUUAAGAGCCGUUUCAGUUCGAGCAGUACAACGCUUCUUACACAAAUAUCAACAUUUUUCUUUCAAACGAACCAUUUAUAUUACUUUCGGAUGUAAGGGCAGAGUACGCGUAGAAUAUUUAUUAAAUAUUUUCAUACAGAUAACUGUCUUAAUUUUUUAUUUUUAUAUGACGUUUCAAAUGCCAUAUGUACUUCGUUUUAUUAUACAAAAUCUUUAUACACAUGCAUUUGAAAUGUUACAACAAUUGUACAAGAAAUUAAACAGAGUCAAAUACAGGGAUAUUUUAUGAUGAAAUUCAUUUCCAGUAGAUAACGUAAAAUUAUUUUAAAAUAGUCCCAUGUCCGAGACGACUAUAUCAUUAUGAAUGACGUAUUUUGUCUCGAGCAUGUCUAUAUACGAACUGUCAUCGAUGUCACAACAUAACGAUAUUAAAUAAAGCUUUGAUUUGUUAUUGAUUGAAUGGCUGCUACUAUGGCGCGGCAAAACGUCUGAGAUUUUCUAUCAAGUAUGUAACUUCUUUGGUUAUAUUUGAUUUUUUUUUCUUUUGCAUUAAGUUAAUUUGGAAUGCAACGGAAUGCCGCGCUGUUAGGCUAGGUUUGGACGACUGAUUACUUUUUAAUUGUUUUUUUUUUUAUAUAUAGUAACACUCAAAUGCUGGCGGUACUCUUGUCAGAAACGAAACGUUUAAGAGACGAAAGUCCCUUAUAAUUUCAUAAUCAUUUGAAGGAUCGUACAUAUCAUUUUAUGUAUAAAGAUGUAUACUUGUUUCAAAAUUUUCUAUAGUAAAAUAUUAGGAUAACAAUUAUAUUGAAAUUAUUUCGAUAAUAGGCAUUUUAUAAUAUAGAUUUGUAAGUUUUUUUUUUUACCAUUUGGAAUAAAUGUUUUAAAAGUAUUAUAAUUUAGGAAAAGGUCUGUGAUAUAUUAAAAGUAAGGUAUUACAUCUGAUAGUUAACGAUCUCACAAGAUAAGGUUUAUUGAUUGGGAUUGAAUAUUUUAAAAUAUUUUAUAUUUUAAAUCAAAUUGGGCAGCUUGAGUUUUAACAUCGUUUUAAUAGUUUUUGUUGUUUUAAAAUAAAAUUUAUCAAUAAAAAUAGAUUCCACUUAUAGUAAUCGGAUACCAUAAAUUUGACAUACCAUAGACUAUGAACACCACAGUUUAUAUAACAGCAUGAUACUCUCGUUUCGACAAAAUUUGUAUAAUUUAAUUUUUUAAUUAAAAUUUUAAAACGUUAUUGGAUUUAAUUAUUAGAAUUAGGGAACGUUAUAGCCUUGAGUACCGCAGUAUUUCCAGUGUAUUUUUAAUUUUGAAAAAAUUUCGGCGUAUUGUAAUAAAAUCAUUUCUUAGUAGUGUUCGUAGGGGGCUGAUGAGCCGCAAAGAUAAUGUUAAUUAGGCAUAGACUGUGCUGUUUUAAGUAAGACCUUACUUUCAUUAGUUUGGUAAAAUAUUUUAACUUGUCAUUUGAUAAUACUAACACAGUGACAUUCCAAAUAGGAUGGAUGUUUAAAUUUACAUAUGCAGAUAUUUUUGCCGGCUAUAAGAUAUAUGUUUGUAAAAUUGAACAACCAUUCGUAUAUUUACUAUCUGAACAGGCGAUAUAUAUAUUGCAUUGUACAAUUUAGAUGAUCUAUUAUGUAUUUUUUUUUAUCAUUUAUGGAUGGCACGUGUAAAUGCAUAUUUAGACUAUAGAUUGGUAGAUGCGCUACUUUCCGGAGAUAGAAUGGUGAAAAUGCGUAAAAUGUAAAAAAAAGAUAUGAAUAGGAUAGAAAAAAAAAAUACAAUAAUGUUGCUAUUUGAAAAGCUGCACUCAUUUUAUUUUUUGGAGUCGAACGUUACCGUUUUAGCAAUAUACCUUGAUUAAUGUUCCUCUUCUUAUUUUAAGAAAGAUUGAAUAUUUACAAUUUACAUAAUAAAUUUAUAGCAAUAAUUAAAUGAUUAGUAAAGAUGCGAAUUAACAAAGUACGAUUUUUGUAUCGAAAUAGUUUUUAUAAUAGAACUGAAUGCUGUUAAAAUAAUAUUUUUGUUUCCUAACAUUGAGAGGUACUAUUUAUUAAUUAAAUGAUAUUAUUAUUAUACAUAUUUCUAUGUACUAUGUAUAUAGGCAGUGUGGCGGUUGUUAAAUGAGAUUGUUACUACAAUAGUGUUUAUUGUAUGACCCCUAAGUGCAGUUGUUCAAAUCUUAACAUUUGCCAGUUGUUGCCACGUCCCUGCGAGUUCACGCCGUUAGCACAAAAUAUAUAUAUACAUUGAUAGAUAAAUACGAUAUUUAAGUGAAUUUUAUGUAGAUAUAUUUUCUCUUGAAUAAAUAAGCAUGUAAGAGAUUAGCACGAGUUGAUAAUUUAUAAUAGAUUCAACUUAGUUUCAUUUUUACUACAUUGUGACCACGUUUUUUAUAUUUAGAGUGCCUCAUGCCUAUAUAAGACUUAUAUAAAGGCUGCAAAUCACGGAAUAUACAUAGUUUAUGUAGGGGAUGAAUUAUAGAGAUGAAAAAAAAAAUGAAAUUUUAUGGUGAAAAUUGUAACUUCCGUUAUGAUAUGUGACUUGCAAGCACGUCUUUGAACUGUCCGGUUGGACGCGGCCGGUUACAAGAGAACUCCGUAGUUAGCGCAUUCCAAUCUUGUGAUUUAUAUAAUAUGAUACCAGUGCGAAAAUUAUUUUACAGACCAAUAAAUAGGACAAUAGAUUUAUUUGUAUAGUCUUAGAUAAUACUGUUAAGUUUCAGACGCGAAGUCUUUGUGGUACUCGCUGUUCACUUGUGAUUAUGUUACUAUUUUAAGUGGCAUACCAGAUACAUAUAUAUAUAUAUAUGUAUAUAUAUAAUUUAUAUUGCAAUUUUUCUAAGUUCCUGUAGGUAUAUUGAUUAUUACAUAUUGGUACAAUUUGUUUUAAUAAUUAUAAUUUAUUUAGAUUUCUAAGUUUUACGAUUAGGUUCAUGAUUAAUAUACUAGUUCUCUGUUGUUUCCACGGGGGCUCUUAGUUUGAGACGGAGCGAGCGUUCCCGUAAAGAAUUCGACAGUUCUUGUAUAUUAUAUUGAAAAUUAAUUGUAAUCAGCACAAGUUCAAAUAACGUAGGUCCACCUUAUUUAUAUAAUAUAGCUUAAAGUCGUUGUUACUUCAUAGAGGUGACAAUGAUAUUUUUUCCCUUAAACUGUUUUAUUUAACUUUCAUUGUUGACAUUUUAGAUUAGUGAAAUCUGUUUUGCCUUAACAUUAUUAAUAGGACAUAAAGUUGUAACAGAGCAGUAUGGUUUUGUUAAAUAUGGCUACAUUAAUGUGUUUUCAUCAGCGACGUCAGAUGCGGUGAGGUAAUGCGCGAAUGGAUACCAUUCGGAUUAAUACAUUAAGAAAAUAAUAGUAAUAGAUGUAAUUUUCACAGUCAAAUCAACCUUUUUCUGUGUCCAUCGCGCAAUACCUCUCCAUGUACAGCUCUAGAAUACGGUCGAGGAUCGAAUUCGUAUUUGUCAAUUGAAAAUGCAACAGUAAAUAAACCCAUCGCUGUUGAUCAUUGUAACUUUUGAAACAAAUAUAAGCAUAUCAUAGCUGUAAAAAUACAAUUUUGACAAAUAAAAGCUCUACAAUCAUUACAGAAA